Molecule: messenger RNA, 849 nt
Organism: Gryllus bimaculatus (two-spotted cricket)
Lineage: Eukaryota; Metazoa; Arthropoda; Insecta; Orthoptera; Gryllidae
Source: the annotation of a GenBank genome assembly
AAUGAAAUCUGUAGCUCGUUUGUGGAUCCACAUAAUUUAUAUUACACGGGAGCGGACAUUUUUCUCAAAUUAUGUAGUCUACAAUGUUCUUAGUUAUUUCUUAUUUAUAAUUAAACGACGUAUGGUGAGAGAAAGAGGGAGGUGAUAGUGAAGCGCAAGAAAACGUGCGUAAACAGAGCAUCCAGUGCCGUGCUGUCCAGUGGCAGUCAGGUGAUUGGAACUGUCACAUGACUGCCGCAAGCGGCGGCUUUUCGCUUGAGAAACAGUUGUUCGUGUGCGCGAGAAGUUAACGGGAUAGUGUAGAUCAAAAUCGCUGCUAUUUGAGAAAUACGAAUAAAGGGUAUAAUGAUACAAAGUAAAUCAGUGGCGCUAUCGAAACGGAACACGUGAAUGCUGCAAACAGUGCUUACUCCGCUGAUGAACAGACAUGUAUCAGUGUGUUUCGGUAAAUAACGGGAAAGAAUGUCUGUACGUUGAUCGGAUUCAUAUCACAAACUGUUGACGAAUGUCGUGCACUAAAAUGCAAUGCAAUAAAAUGCAAUGCUACUAAAACUACAGUGAUAAAUGAAGUGUACGUAGUAUUUCUAUUGAGAGUGAAAAGUGUGCAAGUGCGAGAAGAACGUUGCAACUUCCGUCGGUGGCAUUUCUAUGGCGGACCUCUUCUUCCUCGAGUUGGUGAUGACAACUCUGGAAAUUGCUUCGUGCCGAUCUGAGAAGAACAGUCAUGCAAGGGCGAGCGACCUUCCCGUGACACAGGACACCUCUUCCAAAAGGUCAGUUACCUCAUACGUGCUCAGCGUGCAAGAUGUUAUACAGGAAAAUAUGUCUAUGUCGGAGCAUGAUAGUUAA